AUGGGAGGCUCUGAAUCCUGUGGUGGUGUAGUCCAAGGACUGAAUGGUACCAUAGAGUCGCCGGGUUUCCCCCAUGGCUAUCCCAACUACGCCAACUGUACAUGGCUGAUAAUAACAGGGGAGAGGAACCGAAUCCAGCUAACCUUUGUAACGCUGGCGCUGGAGGAAGACUUUGAUAUUGUAUCAGUUUACGAUGGACAACCGUCGCCUGGCAACUUAAAAAUGAGGUUGUCAGGAUUCAUGCUGCCCUCCCCUAUAGUCAGCAGUGGAUCCAUAUUGGCCUUGUGGUUUACCACAGACUUUGCUGUCAGUGCACAGGGCUUCAAAGCUGUAUACGAAGUCCUGCCCAGCCACACAUGUGGCACCCCCGGGCUCAUGCCAAAUGGAGUCAUUCAUGGCUCGCGGUACAACAUGGGGGACAAGAUCCGAUACAGCUGUGAGUCAGGUUUUGUAUUGGAAGGACACAGUAUCCUCACAUGUAUUGUAUCACCUGGCAGUGGAGCACAGUGGGACUUCCCAUCACCAUUUUGUAGGGCGGAGGGAGCAUGUGGCGGUACGUUACGAGGCACAGCAGGUUCAAUAACCAGCCCGGGAUUCCCCGCAGAGUAUGACAACAACCUGGACUGUACAUGGUCAAUCCUCUCUGAACCCGGGGACACUAUAGCUCUCGUCUUCAAUGACUUCCUGUUAGAGGACAAAUAUGACUUCCUGGAAAUCAGCGGGACAGAAGCACCAAGCAUAUGGCUGACAGGUACAACCCUGCCCUCACCAGUGAUAUCAAAUAAGAACUGGCUUCGGAUACAUUUCACCUCAGAUAGCAACCAUCGAAGAAAAGGAUUCAGUGCUCAAUACCAAGUGAAGAAAGCAAUAGAGUUGAAGUCAAGAGGGGUGAAGAUGAUGCCCAGUAAAGACUCCAGUCACAAAAAUGCUGUCUUGAGUCAAAGCGGUCUUGCUGGGGAUGUUUGUCCAGAUCCUGGAGUUCCAGAAAAUGGCAAGAGGAUGGGCUCAACCUUCCAAAUUGGAUCCAGCGUCCAGUUCAGUUGUGAUGACAGCUAUGUACUACAAGGAUCUAAAAGUAUCACCUGCCAACGAGUCACUGACACACUGGCUGCCUGGAGUGACCACAGACCCAUCUGCAGAACUCGUACCUGUGGCAGCAAUCUAAGGGGGCCCAAAGGGGUCAUAACUUCUCCUAACUACCCUGUUCAAUAUGAGAACAACGCACACUGUGUGUGGGUCAUCACUGCAAUGGACUCUGAGAAGGUGAUAAAGCUGUCAUUUGAAGAGUUUGACCUGGAAAGAGGAUAUGACACACUAACUGUAGGAGAUGGAGGGAAGAUAGGAGACACUCGGAGGGUACUCUAUGUACUUACCGGUUCCAGUGUCCCUGACCUCAUCGUUAGCCUGUCCAAUCAAAUGUGGCUCCACCUGCAGUCAGAUGAUACGAUUGGCUCAGCGGGGUUCAAGGCAGUCUAUGAAGAGAUCGAACGGGGAGGCUGUGGUGAUCCUGGGGUGCCGGCAUUUGGUCGCCGUAGCGGUGAUCGCUUUCAACAUGGUGACGCGUUGACCUUCUUUUGCCAGUCGGCCUUUGAACUAGUGGGAGAGAGGACCAUCACAUGCCAGCACAAUAACCAGUGGUCUGGCAAUAAGCCCAGUUGUAUUUUCUCAUGUUUCUUCAACUUUACGGCUCCAUCAGGGACUAUAUUGUCCCCGAACUACCCAGAGGAGUAUGGGAACAACCUGAACUGUGUGUGGUUGAUUAUCUCUGAACCGGGCAGCCGCAUUCAUCUUCUCUUCUCUGACUUUGACCUGGAGCCACAGUUUGACUGGUUGGUGAUCAAAGAUGAAGGACUGUCUGAGCCACAAACAUUUGGAACGUUCUCAGGAAAAGAUGUUCCAUCACAGAUUGCCUCGAAUGGACACAUCAUGAGACUGGAAUUUCAAUCUGAUCAUUCUAAUACUGGAAAAGGCUUCAAUAUCAGCUACACCACAUUUGGUCAGAAUGAAUGCCAUGACCCAGGAGUUCCUGUCAAUGGUCAAAGGUAUGGUGACCAGUUUCAGCUCGGCAGCUCAGUGACUUUUCACUGUGAUCAAGGAUUCAUUAGGACACAGGGGUCUGAUCAGGUCACUUGCAUCAUCCAGGAGGGAAACGUUGUUUGGUCUGCGGCUGUACCUCGCUGUGAAGCUCCAUGUGGAGGCCAUCUUACAGCCCCUACUGGUGUUCUGCUGUCUCCUGGUUGGCCCUCCUUUUAUAAAGACUCUCUGAACUGCCAGUGGGUGAUUGAAGCACAGCCAGACCACGCUGUGAAGAUACACUUUGACAGGUUUCAGACUGAGGUCAACUAUGACACACUGGAAAUCAGGGAUGGCCCCUCAGCCUCCUCUCCCCUCAUCGGUGAAUACCACGGCACCCAAGCACCUCAUUUCCUGAUUUCCACAUCCAACGUCCUGUUCCUGUUGUUCACGACAGACAACAGCCGCUCUGCAGCAGGCUUUAGCAUCAGAUAUGAAAGUGUGAAAAUGGAGUCAGACUCUUGUCUUGAUCCUGGUAUCCCAGUCAAUGGUCGUCGCCAUGGCAGCAGCUUUUCUAUUGGCUCCCAUGUCUCAUUUGCAUGUGAUCUAGGAUACACACUGAGUGAUGAGGAGCCAAUUGUUUGCGAGCAGAAUCAUCUGUGGAGUCACGCUCUUCCCAGUUGUGAUGCCCUUUGUGGAGGUUAUAUCUUUGGUAAAACGGGGACAAUUCUGUCUCCUGGCUUUCCUGACUUUUACCCCAAUUCUCUUAACUGCACUUGGACUAUAGAGGUGUCUCAUGGGAAAGGAGUCCAUCUGGUUUUCCACACUUUCCAUCUGGAGGAGAACCAUGACUACCUUUCCAUCACUGAGGACAGCAAUUUCCAGGUUCCAGUAGCUCGACUCACUGGCUCAGUGCUGCCCCCUAGUGUCAAAGCAGGGCUCUAUGGGAACUUCAGCGCUCAGCUACGUUUCAUAUCGGAUUUUUCCAUGAGUUAUGAAGGCUUUAAUAUUACUUUCUCAGAGUACGACUUAGAGUCAUGUGAGGAUCCCGGCGUACCAGCGUACAGCAGGAGGAUGGGAUUCAGAUUUCGGGUUGGCGACUCGCUGGCCUUCACUUGUUUCAGUGGCUACCGACUUGAGGGAGACAGCAAGAUCACUUGUCUGGGAGGAGGCAGGCGAGUCUGGAGCAACAUACUACCACGAUGUAUAGCGGAGUGUGGAGCCUCCUCACUAGGACCAGAAGGUGUUCUGCUCUCUCCUAACUUUCCCUCCAACUACGAUAACAACCACGAGUGCAUCUACCGCAUCACUACCGAAAAGGGCAAAGGAAUCAGGCUGAAAGCUGAGAGCUUCUUAUUGCAAGAUGGAGACUAUCUCAAGGUGUAUGAUGGAGAGAACACUUCAUCCCGUCUCCUUGGCAACUUUACAUAUGAUGGCAUGACGGGUCAUGUCAUCAAUAGUACAUCCAAUCGCUUGUGGCUGGAGUUCAACAGCAACGCCUCUGGAACCAAUCAGGGCUUCCACCUCACAUACACAAGUUUUGACCUGGUACGCUGUGAGGAACCAGGUGUCCCUAGUUAUGGCUAUAAGAUCCAAGACGAUGGCCAUUAUGCCAACACUUUUGUUCUGUACUCCUGCAACCCUGGAUACAGUCUCCAUGGCAGCAGUACACUGACCUGUCUUAGCGGGGACAGACGUGUCUGGGACAAACCACUUCCUUCCUGUCUCGCGGAGUGUGGAGGUCACAUAACUGGAGCAGUGUCUGGACGGAUUCUGUCUCCGGGAUAUCCUGCUCCAUAUGACAACAACCUACACUGUACCUGGACUAUAGAGGCUGACACAGGCAAGACUAUCAGCCUCCACUUCAUAGUCUUUGACACUGAGAUUGGCCACGAUAUCCUGAGAGUUUGGGAUGGUCCAUCUGCACCAUCAGACGGGGGGAUCCUAUUGAAAGAAUGGUCAGGCCCAGCCUUACCUGAAGAUAUCCACUCAACUUUCAACACACUCACACUGCAGUUUGAUUCUGAUUAUUUCAUCAGCAAGCAAGGAUUUUCUAUACAAUUUUCCACCACUACAGCAACAACAUGCAAUGACCCAGGCAUCCCUGUAAAUGGUUCUCGAUAUGGGGACAGUAAGGAGCCUGGUGACAGCAUGACGUUCCAGUGUGAUCCAGGCUACCAGCUGCAAGGCCUAGACACCAUCACAUGUGUACGGAUGGAUAACAGAUUCUACUGGCAACCUGACCCUCCAACAUGUGCCGCAACAUGUGGGGGUAACGUCAGCGGUCCUUCUGGAGUAAUUCUGUCUCCUAACUACCCCCAGCCUUACCCUCCUGGGAAAGACUGCGAUUGGAGAAUCAGAGUCAACCCUGACUUUGUUAUUGCUCUCAUCUUUAAAAGUUUCAACAUGGAGCCAAGUUACGACUUCCUGCACAUCUAUGAGGGUGAAGACUCUAAUGGGCCGUUACUAGCAAGUCUCCAAGGCAACCAGGCCCCAGAGCGAAUAGAGAGCAGUAGUAACAGUCUCUUCCUGGCAUUCAGAUCUGAUGCCUCACUGGGCAUGUCUGGGUUUGCCAUUGAAUAUAGAGAAAAACCAAGCGAGGCCUGUUUUGACCCUGGUAACAUUAUGAAUGCCAGUCGGACAGGAUAUGACUAUAAACUGGGAUCUCAGGUCUCCUACAACUGUCACCAUGGCUACACAACAGUGGGCGGGGAUACCAUCACCUGUGUCAUGGGGAAUGCUGGGAAGCCGGUGUGGGACAGGGCUCUGCCAUCAUGUAAAGCUCCAUGCGGAGGACAGUAUGGUGGAGCUGAAGGAGUCGUUUUGUCUCCAAACUAUCCUCUAAACUACACUACAAGACAGACUUGCUCCUACUACAUCACUGUGUCCACACAGUUUGUGGUGUUUGGUCAGUUUGCUGUUUUCCAGACAACGAUGAAUGACUCAGUGGAGCUGUUUGAUGGAGCCAAUGAGAAUGCUCGAUUGCUCAGCUCCCUGGCUGGGUCACAUUCAGGAGAGACAUUGCCAUUGGCAACUUCCAAUCAGAUCAUGCUGCGGUUCAAUGCUAAGAGUGGCCAGUCAGCUAGAGGUUUUCACUUCGUCUACCAAGCUGUGCCUCGCACCAGUGACAGUCAGUGCAGUUCAGUGCCAGAGCCUCGGUAUGGCAGGCGAAUUGGUUCAGAGUUCUCAGCUGGCUCUGUGGUUCGGUUUGAAUGCAGUCCAGGGUAUCUCCUGAAAGGAUCCAGUGCUAUCUGGUGCCAAGCCGUGCCAGGUGCCCUCGCACAGUGGAAUGCAACAACACCAAGCUGUAUAGUUCCCUGCAGUGGCAAUUUGACUGAACGUCGCGGUACAAUACUGUCUCCUGGCUAUCCUGAACCCUACCCAAACAGUCUCAACUGUCUGUGGAGGAUCCAUGUCAGUGAAGGGGCUGGGAUACAGAUCCAAGUGAUGACAUUUGCUACUGAGCACAAUUGGGACUCUCUGGAGAUCUACGAUGGAGGAGACAUGACAGCUCCCAAAUUAGGGUCAUUUUCUGGAACCACUGCUCCCGCCCUCCUCAACUCAACGUCCAAUCAACUCCUUCUGCACUUUCAGAGUGACAUCAGUGUUGUGGCAGCAGGAUUUCACCUAGAAUACAAAACUGUUGGUCUUACCACUUGUCCAGAACCAAUGAUCCCAGCCAAUGGCAUCAAAGCAGGAGACAGAUAUAUGGUCAAUGAGGUGGUGGCAUUCACCUGUGAACCUGGGUACACAUUACAGGUACGCUCAUGCGUUGCCUGUAUUAACAAUGUGUUUGCUGUGCCUGUGUUGUCAGCUCGUUGCGGCGGGAUCUUGUCUGAGAUGAGUGGUGUCAUCCUCAGUCCAGGUUUCCCUGGCAACUACCCCGGCAACCUGGACUGCACCUGGCAAAUCACCCUGCCAACUGGAUAUGGAGCCCAUAUUCAGUUCCAAAACUUCUCUUCUGAAGACAACCAUGACUUCCUAGAGGUCAGGGCUGGACCCCAGCACAGUUCUGCUCUUAUUGGACAGUUUACUGGCUCACAGAUCCCACCCCCUUUGCUAAGCACUACCCACCUGACGAUCAUCCACUUCUACAGUGACCACUCAGAAAACAGGCCAGGGUUCAAACUGAACUAUCAGGCCUAUCAACUUCAAAACUGUCAGGACCUCUUUCCCUUCCCCAAUGGUGACAUCAUCAACAGUGACUACAGCGCUGGGCAAUCAGUAACUUUUCGCUGCUACCCUGGCUAUGUUUUGAUCGGACACCCAGUACUAACAUGCCUGCAUGGGACCAACCGGAAGUGGAACCAUCCAUUUCCACGCUGUGAGGCUCCUUGUGGCUAUAAUGUCACGGCUGAAAAUGGGACAAUCUAUUCACCUCAGUACCCCACUGAAUACCCCAACUCCCAAGACUGCAGCUGGAUCAUCACUGUUCCCCAUGGACAUGGAGUUUAUAUCAACUUUACCUUAUUGCAGACAGAGCCUGUCACUGAUUACAUCGCUGUCUGGGACGGCCCAGAUACGUCUAGUCCUCAGCUGGGAGUCUUCAGUGGCAACACGGCAUUAGAGUCGGCCUACAGUACCAGCCCAAAGGUCCUGAUCCGUUUUCACUCUGACUUUUCAACUGGAGGGUUCUUCAUUCUCAACUUCCAUGCCUACCGUCUGAAGAAAUGCCCUGCUCCCCCUGUUGUGGAGAAUGCAGCAGUGAUCUUUGAAGAUGAAGACUUCCGGAUAGGUGAUAUUGUGAAGUACCGCUGUUUACCUGGAUACACACUGGUCGGAAAGGCAGAGCUGAUGUGUAAACUCAAUUCCCAUUUGCUUUUUGAAGCCCCGGCCCCAACAUGUCAAGCCCAGUGCCCAGCCAAUGAAGAGCGGUCUUCGUCAUCAGGAGUGAUACUAAGCCCUGGGUUUCCUAGCAACUACCCAAACAGCCAGACAUGCUCCUGGCUGCUUCAUAUGGUUCCAGGUUACACCAUCAAUAUUUAUGUAGAGAUGUUCCACAGCGAAAAACAGUUUGAUGAACUGGAGAUUUUUGAUGGAUCCUCAGGGCAGAGCCCUUUGCUUGUUGCUCUCAGUGGUAACCACUCAUCUCAGCUAAACUUCACAUCUAAAACAAACCAGCUCUACCUACGAUGGUCCACUGACCAUGCAACCAACAAGAGAGGAUUCAAGAUACGAUACUCAGCUGCCUACUGCAGCAUUAAUGAUCCUCCAGUGAAUGGUGGCGUGGUCAACCGAACCAAACUCCGUCCGGGUAGCAGACUUCAGUUCUAUUGUAACCGUGGUUACCGUAUGAUAGGCUCAAGCAAUACCACUUGCAGUCUCCACCCCAAUGGGCUUUUCCAGUGGGAUACACCACCACCUUUUUGUCAAGCUGUCUCAUGUGGAAUCCCUCAGUUGCCGGGUAAUGGCAGCUUCCAUGCUAACCAGUACACCGUUGGUAGCCAUGUCACCUACCACUGUAACUAUGGUUUCCACCUUGAUCCUGGUGCUCAAAUGACAGCCGUGUGUUUGGAGGAUGGCAGCUGGAGUAACGCUGCCUCAGCCCCCAGAUGCCUACCCAUCCACUGCCCCAGCAUUGAGGGCACCUUGUCAGAUCAUAUGACCUCCCGCCUGCUCACUGGUAGGUUGGGAGAGUUUGGUUCUAUGGUGAUGCUGGAAUGCUCAACAGGGUACUAUUUAGGCGUGGGGCAUCGGACUCUUCGCUGCCUUGCCAACGGAACCUGGGAGGGGUCGGAUGACCUAGCUACAUGCAAAAUCAUCUCCUGUGGUGAGCUUCCUUCUCCACCCUUUGGGACCAAACUGGGGACGUUGACCACAUUCGGAGCAACUGCAAUCUUUGUAUGUAACCAUGGUUACACACUGGUGGGGUCACAUGUCAGAGAGUGCGGUGCUAACGGGCUGUGGAGUGGUACAGAGACCAGGUGUCUAGCUGGUCACUGUGACUCUCCAGAUCCUAUAGUCAAUGGGCACAUUAGUGGAGAUGGCUCUAGUUACCGGGACACAGUGGUGUACCAGUGCAUGUUAGGAUAUCGCCUAAUCGGCACAUCAGUCAGGAUCUGUCAGCAAGACCAUCGGUGGUCUGGAACAACACCCGUUUGCGUCCCUAUCACUUGUGGUCACCCUGGCAACCCAGGCAACGGGCGGACUAAUGGCAGCGAGUUCAACCUCAAUGAUGUUGUCAACUUCACCUGUAACAGAGGUUACAUCCUCAGUGGAAAUUCUCGAGCUCAGUGCCGACUCAACGGACAGUGGAGCAGCCCCCUUCCCGUCUGCAAAGUGGUAAACUGUUCUGACCCCGGUCACGUGGAGAAUGGUGUGCGCCAGUCUGGCCAACGUUACCCAGAAGUCUUCAGCUAUGGUGUAACUGUGGCAAUCCACUGUAAACGUGGCUUCUACCUCCUGGGCUCUGCGCUCCUCACAUGCCAGCAUGAUGGACGGGCGGACCGACCAAUCCCUCGCUGCCUAGCUAUUUCCUGCGGUGACCCAGGUGUACCCCCUAAUACAGUAGUAUCUGGAACCAACAGUUGGACAUACGGUUCAGUACUGCAGUACUCAUGUCUGCCUGGAGGGGUGCUGGUGGGCAACGCUACCCGCCACUGUCUGGAGGAUGGCACAUGGAGUGGACCGCCCCCAUACUGCACUGGUGUAAGUCCAGGAAUCUGUGGAGACCCAGGGAUGCCUCCCCACGGUGCCCGUCUAGGCGGGGAAGAAUUUAAAACCAAGAGCCUGCUGCGUUUCAGCUGCGAGGCGGGAUAUAAUCCGAUUGGCUCAACCGAAAGGACCUGCCUUCACAACAGCACCUGGAGCGGCACACAGCCUGUCUGUCAAGCUGUAUCGUGUGGUAACCCUGGCACCCCAGCACACAGCAGAAUUGUCUUCAGUGAUGGCAUCACCUUUGGCAGCUCAGUUGCUUAUGCAUGCUGGGACGGCUUCAAAACAUCAGGCCUGACCACCAGGCACUGCACAACAAAUGGGACAUGGACAGGACAACCCCCAGACUGCACUGUGAUCAGUUGUGGAGAUCCUGGCCCAGUAGCCAAUGGGAUCUAUCUAGGAAGUGAGUUUGCCUUCAACCACACGGUGACCUACCGCUGUAACCCUGGUCAUCUGAUGGAACCCCCUGGACACAGCGUUCUGCGCUGCACUAAAGAUGGGACCUGGAACCAGACCAAGCCCAGCUGUAAAGUGAUCCAGUGUGGAACUCCUCCUCAAGUACACCAUGGGAAAGUGGAAGGAACCGACCAUUCAUGGGGCUCAAGUGUUAGCUACAGUUGUUUCCAUGGUUACCAGUUGUCCACUCCUGCUGUGCUAACCUGUGAGGGGAACGGGACGUGGACCGGAGACGUAGCACAGUGUUUGCCUGUCCUGUGUGGCGAUCCUGGCUCUCCUGGAGGUGGAUUCAGAGAGGGGAACAUCUUUUCUUACAGGUCAGAAGUCAGGUUCUACUGCCAUACCCCAUACCUGUUGGUAGGCUCUGCCUCCAGAGUCUGUCAAGCUGAUGGGAUUUGGAGUGGCCAACAACCAGCCUGUAUAGAUCCAGCCUUUAACAACUGCCGUGACCCAGGAACUCCAGCCUAUGGUAUCCCGGUCAUGGGCCAAGGCUUUCAGGUUGGCAGUAAGAUUUCCUUCAAGUGCCGCAAGAACUAUCACAUCAUUGGCUCCACCACAAGAAAGUGCCUAGAAAACCUAACCUGGAGUGGAACUCAACCUGAGUGCAUUGCCCAUUCAUGCAGACAGCCAGAGACCCCCAGUAAUGUAGAUGUUAGAUCUUUGGACCUGCCUACCUUGGGAUAUACGCUGAUCUACACCUGUCAAGACGGUCUCUAUCUGGCUGGGGGAUCAGAGCACAGAACCUGCAAAAGUGAUGGGAGAUGGUCGGGCAAACCCCCACUCUGUAAAGUUGGAGUGAAAGUCAAUCCCAAAGGCAGAGGAGAGUCGGAUGUCCAGAAGAACAAGAUUCGAGUUCCAGUGGAUGUGUUCUCUCCAAACUCGGAGUGGAGUGGUUUUUACGAGUAUCUAGGGAAAAGACAGGCCACCACAUUUACAGUGACUGGGUUCAACACUACCAGCGGCAGAGUUAACGUCACAUUACUGGAAACCAGCGGAGUGUCAAUCAGACUGUCAGGUACCUACAAGUCAGAGGAAAACCAGCUGCUGUUGAAGGUCUACCAAGUGAAGGGGCCAACGGAGCAUUACUACAGCAAGUUUAAAAAUGACAACUGGGCUGUGGAUGGAUAUGUUACUGCAGAAUCCGACCAGAAGACCUUUGUCUACCAGGGGCAUAUCCACAGUAAAGACUUUGGCAAGUUCCAUCUGACGAGGCAAGGGCCUGUAACCAUGGCAAUGGACCCAUCCAACCCCUACACAAACAGCAGCUCUGUGGCAGCAGCCAUCUUAGUUCCUUUCUUUGCCCUCAUCCUGUCUGGAUUUGCCUUCUACCUCUACAAGCACAGGACGCGUCCCAAGGUCCAGUUCAAUGGCUAUGUCGGCCAUGAGAGCUCCAAUGGUCAGGCAUCAUUUGAAAACCCAAUGUAUGACACCAACAUGAAGCCCACAGAGGCUAAGGCAGUUCGAUUCGAUACCACACUCAAUACAGUCUGCACUGUGGUAUAGUCUUACAAACCUGCCACUACCUACACAGUGGUUUAGUCCAACCACCAUGUUGCAGUCUGCGGUGUGUCUUAACCAAACAGAGAAGAAAGAAGAAAACUAAUGAUUUGGACUUGUCACUGUGAGCAGUCUGUGUUGUAGCAUGCUGGUCCUCUGUCAGCAUAAUCUUCACAGUUAUGAAGCUCUGCGCCACCUCCUACCUGAACAACUGUAUCAUCCACCUCUCGCUACAGUCCAAAAGAGCGAAAUAAGUCUGAACCAAUACACAAGGGAGUAGACAAUGGCGUCGUCAAAUAUGUUAUUCAGGAGAUCAAUUCUGGGACCAGAAUUCUUCUUAAGCACUGUUGCUAUUCAGACACCAAUGAAAAACACACAAAAAGAUGGUAUGUACGACUAAUUGAACUUCCUCCAAGACCAACAACCUCAUUUAACAGUGCUCGUCCUGUGUAAGUUGACCCAACCUCCUUAUGGAAAGGGCUUUGUAUGGCCAGAGUAAUAUGGCCCUUGAAUACUCUCCAUGCAACCUGAAUGGUGGUUAACCCAACCUAACCCCAUACUCCAUGCUAAGUUUGCACAGUGGUAAUAGGCUAACUCUUAACUUACUAACUCCCCUGAUGCAGGCCACACACAUGGGUGUGACCGAUGCAAGGUUCUACCCUCAGGGGGAAGCACAUACACUAUUCCACCCUUCAACCCCCUCCAGACAUCGAAUAGUGAUUGGAUGGUUCCUAUGUGUCAACACAAAAACCAUCAUUGGUGCUGGACCAAUAACCUCCCAUUGGACUUCACUCUGGACUUGACAGGACUGGACUCUCUGACCUAUUUACAGUUUACAGUCUGUUUUGGUGGAAGCUGAUAUCAAUUGUACAGACUGCUGUAAAGUUGACAACCAAAUGCAGUCAAUACAGUGACAAGUUCAAACAGACCAAUUCCUUUAAAGAAAAUGAUACUCUCAUCCAGUACUGGAUACUAGUAUUAGAUUAGUACUAGGAGAGGUUGACUAGUGCUAGACAAGCCAGGGUCAGAUAACAGUUGCAGAUACGUUUUAAAGGUUUGUUUUAGCUUACUUGGAGAACUGAAUGGACUAGGUUUAAUAUAGCAGGACAAUCACAGAGUUAGGUAAGUUGAGGUGUCAGUCAAGUUCCUGUGAUUGUCUUUACCUUCUGCCACUUACUGUAUUGCCUAUUAUGACAAUGUCUACCUACAGUAUUUGGCAACUAAUUUAGGCUAAAACAUAACAGCUUUAAUACGAGAACCUGGGAGCUAGUUCUAGAUGAGUUUUGGACAUUUUCAAAUAUUCUAUAGAGGUACUAUACAUCUAAAUCAGUCCUAUAUACAAUAUUCCACACUAGCACUAGAUAGACUGUGCUGAAGCAGAAAACAAGACAUUUGAGUUGCCGGGCUGGUGUACACAAUGGACUGGUUUCCAGAGGCCUGUCUAACACAAUCAAAGAGUCAGACAACUAAUUCUUGUUCUUGGACUAGCGAGGAUUCUGUGCUUGGUGGCUGAACAAGUGGAAGCCUGGAGGCAAUAACCUGUCAAGAUCGUCAACUGCUGCAAUCAGCUGUGGCCAAAUCCAGGAAAUGAUUUAUCUUCUCGUAACUCCGGUCGGGAUUAUCAGUCAAGUGAUGACUGAUUUGUUUUCUACAGCAUACCCUACAGCCACAAAAUCAGACAUAGAUGAACAGAUUAACAGACAGAUUGGUUGACUGGCAGAAAUUAGACAGAUGGACACGGACAAACGGACAGAUAGACACCUCUGUCAGUCGUGCUGGAAAAGAGAGACAAGGACAGGUUGCUAUGGAAACAGAGGCAAAUAGUUGUCUCUGUUUGUCUCUUCUGGCAUUUUUCUUCAGUGAAGAUAUUGAUGAACAGACUCUAUGUUCAAAUACCCAGUGGCCCCAUGGGACUUCCCAAACCACUGCUGCUGGGGACCCCAAAAUAUAAACUUUAUAUAAACUCCUAAACCGCACAAAUUUUGCACUAGUGUGUUUUUCUGACUGGGUUAUGAAAAAAAUGAAUAAUUUUUGGGUCUGAAAUGGGUUUGAAAAAUAAGUGAUUCAAAAGAGAGCAUUUUAUUCAAAAACUUUUAUCUUUAAAAAGAUGACAAAAUGACAAAAUACAGGGUUACAGCGUGUUUGUAUAUACACAUUUAUAUUUCACACUCCCUGUUAGCAGAAGGUGUGACCACAUGCUAUACCGUUGUUUAUUUUGUUGCUAUGCCAACAUGCUAGCCAACCCGAAAGUUGGUAUCAGUUUACCCAUUGACCUCUGAGCUUCUAGUGUCACUUAAUGACAAUGUGUUUUUAGAACAGUGGGUAUUUCUGAGAGCUCAUACUGAAUACUGCUGUAAUAUGUGGCAAAAAUAUACAGAAAGGGUCACAACCAUAAUAUGCAGUAUGGACCACGCUGCUAGUUUUAUUUGCAGGCAUUAAACUCCAUCUUUUUUCUGAGAUACUAUACAGUACUCUUAAGGUAUGCUAAAUAGUACACAAAAAUUUAAUAGUGUCCAAUCAAUAUGGGCUGAUUAUUUUUAACAGACAGUGUGAGCUAUCAGAAACAACAUGUGACUGUUUCUCUAACUCUUUAAAAAGAUGUGUUGCAAGUGUCCCCAACUACUCACAUUAUCAAGCAUCAUCUUUCAACACAUUUAACAUAUCUGAUGCACAUGAGCUUAUUUCAACACACCUAUUUAAAGAGCUCACAGCAUAUUUGUGAUAUGUUCGAGAAUUGGUCAUGUAAGGCAGAGGACAAAGAGAUAGACUAUGUAGACAACAUGCACAAUUAUUGUUGUCGAAAGUUGCGCCCAGAGCCCCUCCAUUGUUUGAGAAAUACCUCGUGUGCAGAGAGUAAGUUACAUCCUGCUUAUUAAUGCUGGAACCUCAUUGCAACAAAUACAUAAGCUUAGCAAGUGCAACCUAGCAUUCAGCAUUUCCUGGUAUUUUAAGUCAAAAUAUCAUAGUAACAUACAUUAGUCUGCAGGAUUCAAAAAAUGCACCAGUUUCAAAUCACUUGCCAAGCUUGUUAUUUCUCGCAGUGUUCUCUCAAAAUAAUUUUAUUUUUCGAAAGAUGCUGCACUUGGUUGCGAUCACAGAUGUUCCUGCUUUCAGUGUGUAUCUUUCAGUGUCUUCAGGCCUGUUUCUUGUUUGUUUCACUCUCCGUGCACACCAUUCUGGCAUUACACUUGAGGCAUUUGCUUUAACCUGCGUGAUUCUUUAUUGUCUAAAUGAAUUUUUGUUUAUGUUCCCCAUGUUUUCAUUCAUUCAGCCUCAAUUCAUCAUACUGUCUUACCCACAAACAAUAAAUCACAAAUCAAUUUUUCAUACUAAUGAUAACAAAUAGUGAGUAAAAUGUAUGAGAUGUCAGACAAUGAAAACUUACAACUCAUACCAUGAAACACAAGUUAUAAUACAGUGUUAUAUUUCAGGCCAAAACUCAAUUCACUAAAAUCAGAGUUACCUCAAAUACUGAAAAGAAAAACAUUUGGCAAGAGAAGGUUGUCACAUCCAUCUAUUUUAAAUUGGCAGCUCAUUUAAUUGAAAAUGAAUCUACUCCAGACCUGGAUGUUGCAAAUGAAAUGUCCUUAAACAAUGUGUGAUUAUGUUUGGAAGCAUGACUACGGGAUGUUGUUGGUAUUAUAAUAUCCAUUGUUAGCCAUAAUUCACAGUCUCAGGCUCAUGGUCAUGGUCAGACAGCCAGAAACACAUAUACCAGUGUGUGGCACUGAAAAUAAAGAUAUGCGGAUGUGUGUACGCACUAUAAUUUUAGUUUAAGAAGGCAACAAGAUAGAAAGGACACAUUCAAAAUCUUCUCACAGAAAUAAACAAGACAUCUGUAAACAACAGUAGAGCAUCUGCUUACAAGAUAGUGAGCCUCCUCUCUUUUUGUUGCUGAAGUGCACCCCAUGCUUCUAUUUUAAUUGAUUAAAUCAAUUCAGUGGAUAUUUCCUAUGGAGCCAAGAUAGCAUAAUGGAGCCUGAAAAUUAGAGGCUGCAAGGUUUCCAAAGGUGUAAUAAAAUGUCUAAUUUUUAACAAUUAAUGACACAGAUCUGAUCUCCUAGUGUGCCCAAACAAGAAAAUCUAGACUCAGCGUUGUCCCAGUUUAUCCUGGCAUGCAAAGAUCAGAAUGGCAGUACAAGGGUUAGAUUUCAGAUUGUGUGUACCUAUAGAAAUUUGGGGAAAUGCAAAAGUGACACAUACCAUACGGUCUCAGGCUUAUAGCAGAAAUCUUAAGUUAUUACAGUAUUUCUGUAAUAUUCACCUUGAUUCUCACUCUGACUUCAAUUUAGACUAAAGAUAUGCUGAGACAUGGUGGAGGUGCAGACAAAGUUUUUUCAAUAUAUGAAAUGAUCUGUUUCAACAAAAGAAGUCUUUGACAGGGUCACAAAAACAGAUCUCCAUCGUGUCUGGGUUUGUACUCAAAAAGGAGACAAAUGUUGAGUUGAUAGAUAAUUAAUUUGAAUGACUAUUUAAUUAAAAUUAAAGGAAUGUGAAUGAUUGAAAUGGGAAGAAAAUCACUAGUUUGGUAUAGCUAUUCUUUUUAUUGCUGUAGGAAAAUGUAGGUAAGACAGUGGGGAGGCUGCAUACUGUAAGGCUGAUACAUGAAGUAACAAGACAGGCUAUGGUAUGUUCACGUUCACGUUCAAGUCUAGUUAAAAGGUAAAUCGGUGAAAAUAUUCUAAAUAUAGUGUACACAUAAAGAGAUAUUUUGCGGAUUUUAAACCAACUCUGUGUCAUGGCAGUGUGCAGAUGAACAAUCUCACUCUGUGACAGUUCGUUAGUCUCUUGUUUUUUCAUAGACGCAGAGUGAUACACAUUUUGCAAUGGAAUUAGAUGUCAUAGUUAGUGUAUAUGGUUAUUAUAUCAUGGCUAUGAACCAAUUUGAUUGAUUGAUUUGAGCUACACGAUUUAUAAAGUAUGAUACAGUGAGUUAAUCUGUUUAUAGACCAGUAUCCUUCUUAAUAUACAUAACCACAUACAUUAUCUGAAAUGCCUCAAAGGCUCAAGACUUUCUUAACAAUUUGUGAAUAAUUUUCCACAUUUGGCCUUCAUUUGGCAUUGUCACCAGUCCUCACCGUUUAAAAGAGCAACAGCUGGCUACAAGUUAAAAAACAACAACUACCCACAAAAUUUUUAAAGGCCAAGGUUGUUUCUGCUUUUUCAGCUGUGACUUUUCACAGUUUGUGUUCACAAGUUUGUCCCUUACUCUCUCUAAAGUGGUAUUGUCAGCAGUCCUCAUUGAAACAAAGGGACACAGUUUGCUGCGAGCUUAAGUCAAAACCAAUGAUAAAAUCAUU
This is a messenger RNA of Perca fluviatilis (European perch), 15923 nucleotides long. Its product is annotated as CUB and sushi domain-containing protein 1-like. The record is from RefSeq and is a predicted model, not a curated record. The coding region runs from base 1 to 10629 and encodes 3542 amino acids. Lineage: Eukaryota; Metazoa; Chordata; Actinopteri; Perciformes; Percidae. The transcript is spliced from 73 exons.